GGGAGUAUCAUAACAUCAAAGUGUAUCGUUUUAACUUUUUGUUUUGCAGAAGAACGGGGACCGUAAGUGUCAUGUUGACUUGACAAGGGCUUUACCGGAUAGAAUGCUAUCGUUCAAAGAAGUUGGUAGAGUCUCGAAAUAUAUCGGCAGUACAUACCAGACGUUCUUUGCCGAACUGGAUUGUACAGUUGCGCUAGUGGAGCAGGAGAUGGAAGAGCACCGUCACCUCGCCUUUAGAUCUCGCAUAGCAAAGAUAUUCGUUCACCUCCGCAAAACGAAGGCUGAUACUGGAUUCCUGGCUAUAUCAGAUGCAAUGUCACGACAUGGAAUGGACCCUUCCAUGCUCAUUGGUAUUCUGGACUCCAACAGAAGUAUACUGUUUCAAGACGAGGCAUUGUCAGAGAGAUGGUUAAAGACGAAAUUGUCUGACAAUGAUGCUCUAGUCAUUGCUGAUCAUGUGGAUGUCAAAUCAUAUUUCAGCCUAUUCCUUGAGCUUGGGUUACCGCCCAAAACAGUGGAUGAUUUUGACGACAACUACAGAAACAAGAAAACUCGAGUGAAGAUCACUGCUUUGCUGAAAGCGUUAAUUAAGGAGACCAAGCCGCGCCCAACUGUAAAUGCACUUCUCCUGGCGAUGCGGGAAUGCGACAUGGACACCGAAUCCGUCAUUAGAGCACUGAAACCCUCUUAGGUUAGAUACUACAAUGUGUUUAAUCCCUUGGGCUGGCGUGAGUUUCAGUAAAGAAUAUGUGUUCUACAGAGAUGGGGGCCAAACUGG
Mizuhopecten yessoensis (Yesso scallop) is the source of this 778-nucleotide messenger RNA. RefSeq lists its product as uncharacterized. NCBI's taxonomy places the organism in Eukaryota, Metazoa, Mollusca, Bivalvia, Pectinida, Pectinidae. The coding region runs from base 104 to 691 and encodes 195 amino acids. The record is from RefSeq and is a predicted model, not a curated record. The transcript is spliced from 4 exons.